AUGAAUGAGGUAAAGGAGGCUCUAAGAAACAUAGAGCAGAACUACAAGCUCUUCCUGCAGCAGCAGUUCACCUUUAUCGGAGCACUGCAACGCACCCGAGAGAAUGCACACGACAUGAUCAGACCUGUGGCAAGCGUCGGCCAGGUACAGUCCUACAUGGACCAUCACUGUAACAAUUCCACGGACAGGCGUAUCCUGAACAUGUUCCUAAACAUCUGUGAUGAUCUAAGCAAGCUCUGCCACAAGCUGGAAACCGUGCAUCCUGGUAACACCGUAACCAAUGGCAUUCUGGAGAGAUGCAAGCUGCUCCUUAGCCACAGCAACGAUCUGAGCACCAUCCGAGCUAAAUACCCCCAUGAUGUUGUGAAUCACCUGAGCUGUGACGAAGCAAAGAAUCAUUAUGGAGGUGUGGUGAGCCUCAUCCCCAUCGUUCUAGACUGCAUGAAGGAGUGGGUAACCCACACUGAGAAGCUGCCACGGCACGUGCUGUAUAACACGAGUGGUGGAAGUGCUGUCUCUGAGAAGAGGGCACGCCAGGAUGCACCAGCUAGGGCAGCCAUUUCCCAAACACCACCUUCUGUGCGCCCUGAAGCUCAGACCUCAACUAGUAACAAAGAUGGUGUACAAGCGCAGGGGAGUAUGCAUGUCCGGAAGAAGAACCUAAAUGACACAGAAAAUCACGGUGGGAAACUUAAAGGUCCCUGGAAACCACCAGGUAGACAUGCCUUUUAA
Pygoscelis adeliae (Adelie penguin) is the source of this 732-nucleotide messenger RNA. It is a transcript of the gene SPACA9, whose product is annotated as chromosome unknown open reading frame, human C9orf9. Bases 1 to 732 code for a protein of 243 amino acids. Lineage: Eukaryota; Metazoa; Chordata; Aves; Sphenisciformes; Spheniscidae. The record is from RefSeq and is a predicted model, not a curated record. Gene Ontology annotation, cellular component: sperm flagellum; acrosomal vesicle; ciliary base. The transcript is spliced from 3 exons.